ACGUCACUCUGAGAAGUGCUGGAAGAAUUACCUGCUGUCAAUAUUAUAAAAGUUCCAGGUGCAAGAAUUUUCGUGAAUUACAAAAAUGGAAAAACUUUUCGAAUUAACCAUUGGAAUCUUCGGGCUAUUAUGUUGUCUGCAAUUUGGUUCCACAGAUUUUACAGAUGUAGACUGGUGUAAGGACAAUCCUGAUUUAAACUGCUGGCGAUACGUAGAUAAAAAAUGUGUAGGAUUUUAUGAGGACUGGGCGAGACAAAACUGCCCCUUCCGCUGUGGAUACUGCCCAACUCAUCCCCCGUGUGUUGACACUGAUACUUCCUGUGAUGCGUACCACGCAGAAGCUUGUGCAGACGAAAACACCCGGGCUUACAUGAGGGAACAUUGCAGAAAGAGGUGCCACCUAUGUCAUUACCCCGGACAAGAUAGCCAACCUAAUACACCCCCACCUGGAACCCCCGUCCCGACAGACACAAUGGUGAAACCAGCUGUUGGAAAAUGAUGUUAUUUCAUUAUAAAAAAAGCUUUUCAAUUAAUAAAGACAUGCUUUGA
Saccostrea cuccullata (small rock oyster) is the source of this 549-nucleotide messenger RNA. RefSeq lists its product as uncharacterized. The record is from RefSeq and is a predicted model, not a curated record. The coding region runs from base 86 to 499 and encodes 137 amino acids. The transcript has 4 exons. NCBI's taxonomy places the organism in Eukaryota, Metazoa, Mollusca, Bivalvia, Ostreida, Ostreidae.